GGUUCAAGCAUAUGAUUCAGGCAUUAACAUUUCGAGUCAAUCAUCUCCACUAUCCUUCAUCUCCAUUAAGAUUUGCUUUCUUCUUCAUUUGAUGGCUCAAAAGAAGGAAUCAUGUGUCCUUUGUACCCCUUCUCAUCGUUUCCACAGUAUAAAGACAUUUCUUUUUUUGUAUCUUUUUUUUUUUGCAGAUUUUGUUAUCUGGAUUCUUCGGUCUCAAGGUGGUGUUUGAGAUUGAAUCUUAAUCGAAAAGGGUUUUUAUUCUCAGGUGGUGUUUGAGAUUGAAAACUUUUUUGGUUGCGUGAUCGUUUAAUCCUUGAAGAACGAUAUAUCAUGGCUGUGUAUACUUGUAAAAAGUGUAAGACUGAUGCAUUUACUGUAUGGAAUGCUUGGGGUCUGGCUUUAAUUCCGAUGGAACACUGUGCUCAAGUUCGUGUCAAGCUCAAUUGAUAGAUGUGAAAGGAAGAGAAGAAAUACUGAUAAUUCAUAGCAAAAACAAGAAGCUCGACAAGAACGUGUCACUAAAUGUGAUCACGAUGUGAACUUCUAGGUUAAACUGUAUGAGCUGGCAAAUCUAAUGAACGAUACAACCAUCUUGAUGGCAGAAGAGGCAAGGAUGACAGAUGGAAAUAACAAGAUGUUAGUAGCCUAUCAUGAAACCGGUCAUGCAGUCUGCACGUUAUCGUUAUGGUCAGGGGUGGAUCCAAAGUCUAUAUUGUGCGAGUUUUUCAAGGCUGGUCAAUGUGCGAAAGGUUUCAAAUGCAAGUUUUCUCAUGACUUGAAUGUACAAACAAAGGGUGAAAAGUUUGACAUUUUCAGUGAUAAGCGUGAUGAAGGAACAAUGGAGGACUGGGAUUUGGAGACGUUGGAAAAAGUUGUGGAAUCAAAAGGAAAAGAGUACAACCAGAAUAAACCAACCGACAUCGUUUGUAAACACUUCCUCGAUGCAGUGGAGAAAAAGCAAUAUGGUUGGUUCUGGGUAUGUCCAAACGGUAAUAAAGAGUGCCAUUACAGACACGAUCUCCCUCCCGGAUACAUCUUGAAAUCUCAAAUGAAAGCUCUUUUAGAAGAAGAGGCUAACAAGCUAGCUAUCAAGGAUGAGUUUGAGGAUCAGGUUAAAGCAGUUUGUGGUCGUCUUCGUUCGAAUUCAGGUAGCUAUAUGCUUGCUGAAGAGAAAACUCUUUAUCAUUUACUGAAAAACUAUGAGCAAAUCGGAAGCUACUAAUAUUGAAUAAAAUUGCUACAAUAAAAGAUGGCGAUACAAUAGAAUUUGAGGUACCUGGAGAUGCUGAACUGAAAGCUUUUUUUUUUUUUUGGGGGGGGGGGGGUGGUGGAUGUGGGGAAGUUUAUGGAGCAUGCAAUGAAGACCCCAUUGACUCAUCACGCGGCGUCGCCAAGCGGUUUAGGGGUCCAGGGUUGUGUUUGAAGAAAAUAUAUCUAAAGAAUCUAAAGAAGGCUUACAAAAUAAAUGUAUCAGAACUGAUGGUCCAUGGAUUAAUAUCUAUGCUCAUGAUGUUUUGUGAGAACUACAGCAGUGCCAUUUGUGCCUACUAAGGUUCUUACAACAGAUCCAUUGCCUUGCAAGAAACAACAUGGUGGUAAACCCCCACUUGAUUUUGUUGUUUUUUAUUUUUAUUUGUAGUUUUGCUAACAACUUGGAUCCGCGUAGCCUGGUUACCGGCAUGGAUUUAAAAAACGGUUGAGGCGUGCGCCUCAAGGCACCUCGAAGCGAAACACCCAAAAAACGAUUAUGGCCUCAGGGGGUUUAUGUUGUGCGUGCGCCUCAGAGGGGCUGAGCCAUCAGGGGUUUUUGAUAUUUGUUUUUAGAUGUUUUUGACUUUUUGUGUCAAUUUUAAGCAAUUUAUAUCUUUUUAUGUGUGUAUUCGAUGAUGAUUUUAGUUAGUAUUAUUAUUUUAUAAGCUAUAUAAUUUUUAUAUUUUUUUUAAAUUCCGCCUCGGGCUUAAGCUUCGGUUCGCCUCGAGGUUUUACGCUUUGUGAGGCAAAGGGAAAACACCUCGAAACCCGUUUCCGUUUUUUAAACCAUGGUUACCGGCCAAUCGUUUAUGAAUACACUAUUAGGCUUUAUGAGGGUGUUUGGAUGCGCUUUUUAUAAGUUAUUAUUGGUUACAAGUAUCUCAUUAUUUAGGGAUCAUAUGGUUGAGGUAAGUACAUGUAUGACGGGCAAGUACAUCCGUGUAAGGAAAGCACGUCUUCUGAGUGCAGGUUAAGCGUCAUUUUCAGAAUAAAGAAUCUUUCUAAACAAAUAUAUUAAUUUUCAGUUGUUUCUUAUUUUCAUGCUUUAUAUUUUGGAUUUCAUUCAAGGUUGAGGUUAUCGGACAUACAAUCUAGGUGUAUAAGAGAGUAAAUGAAUAUUUUCUUUUAUAAUCUUUUAAGUUUAAACAUAUUUUCUGAAUGUCCAGGCAUUUGAUGUGUGGUCCGGUAAAAGUAGGAUGACACUUCACCGACAUUGCGGUCCUUCAACUUCACCGACUUCGCGUCAAGCAUCUCACCGGAUUCGGUCUCUCCGGCGCCGUCGACUAAUGAACGGAAUCAUCUCUGAUAUGUUGCUCAUCUAAUAUUUUGUGUGGUUAAUCAUAUUUUUUUUAUUUGUUCCAUUCUGUCUAGAUUUAUAGUAUUAUACUCAUCAGAGGAUGUACUCAGAAGUGUCGUGGUUGACUUUUGGUGUGCUAUUCUAUUGCCGAAGAAUGAGGUUUAUGUGAUAGUUAUGUGUCAGUCGGGAACAACUACACAGGCCUACAAGUCCAAUUCGAGAGCAGCGUUCUUCUAAUGUCACAACUAAUAACCUUUGCAAAGCAUGCUGACAUUUGACUUUGACCUGAAUUGACUUUGACUUACAAACGGUGGAGUAACCGUAAAAGCCUAACAAUGCGUCGAGAAAGGGUAUGAAAAUGGUGUAUAGUGAAUGUAAAUAUAAUAUGAGUAGAUGAUGGGUAAUGAAUGAAUGUUGGUGAUUUAUGUAGAUUGGUUUGGUGGGAAAGUGAAUGGUAUGAUGUUUGCUUGCUCU
Helianthus annuus (common sunflower) is the source of this 3022-nucleotide messenger RNA. RefSeq names its product zinc finger CCCH domain-containing protein 11. The coding region runs from base 575 to 1222 and encodes 215 amino acids. NCBI's taxonomy places the organism in Eukaryota, Viridiplantae, Streptophyta, Magnoliopsida, Asterales, Asteraceae. Gene Ontology annotation, biological process: cytoplasmic translation. The record is from RefSeq and is a predicted model, not a curated record. Gene Ontology annotation, cellular component: cytosol. Gene Ontology annotation, molecular function: mRNA binding; metal ion binding. The transcript has 13 exons.